AUGGCUACUACGAUAGAUGUAAACAGCACACUCUCUCUUUCUGACACAUCUAAAGGAAAUUGUCGUUAUAUACCGUGUCGAAUACACUUUGAUGGAAAAGCAAAGGUAUCUGAUUUCUUCCAAAAAACAAUAUGUGACGAAUCAUCAAAUGGAAAUAAAGAACUUGCUGCCACAUUCAGAGGACGACCUUUAAAUGGGGUAGAAGUAAACUUGCCAUCUGGAUUUACGGGUUUAGUAUUAAAAGAACAUCACAAAAGAACAACAGAAGAUGAAGAGAGAAAAUUGAUAGCUACACACUCAUUUGAUAAAUUUACACACUGGAAUUUAGACAAACAACCAACUUCUGAUGAUUUGAUACAAAGGGCCUUGCAAUGGGUUGACAUCUCCUCCGCUCUGCAUAAACCAGUCAAAAUGGACUCUGAUCAAAGUAGCAGCCAGACAAGCAUGAAGGGACAUUAA
Molecule: messenger RNA, 459 nt
Organism: Physella acuta
Lineage: Eukaryota; Metazoa; Mollusca; Gastropoda; Physidae
Product: ribonuclease H2 subunit C-like
Biological process (GO): RNA catabolic process
Cellular component (GO): ribonuclease H2 complex
Source: RefSeq, a predicted model, not a curated record